Leptopilina heterotoma is the source of this 951-nucleotide messenger RNA. It is a transcript of the gene mRpL47, whose product is annotated as 39S ribosomal protein L47, mitochondrial. Gene Ontology annotation, biological process: mitochondrial translation. Gene Ontology annotation, molecular function: structural constituent of ribosome. The coding region runs from base 37 to 870 and encodes 277 amino acids. The transcript is spliced from 5 exons. Gene Ontology annotation, cellular component: mitochondrial large ribosomal subunit; mitochondrial ribosome. Lineage: Eukaryota; Metazoa; Arthropoda; Insecta; Hymenoptera; Figitidae. The record is from RefSeq and is a predicted model, not a curated record.
GGAGAGCGGACGGAACUUAAACUAACAAAGUCAAUAAUGGCGGCGUUAACAAAAGUGAUAUACGCUAGUAAAACAAUAAAUAAUGUAGUAAAGUUAUUAACAAAUUUAUCCAUUAAGAAUGAAAUGGUAUCUAUUACAAUCCCCGCUUGUAAUAUGAUGUCUUUCAAUUCUUUUGUACACACAACGUCAAAGCGAAAUGAUACGCAAAAUUUAAUGCAAUUUUUUGACGAUGAAGCAAAUUGGGGAAAACGGAAAGUACAAGUCGGACGAUCUUGGAAACUUGAUGAAUUGAGAAUAAAGAGUAAUGAAGAUCUUCACAAAUUAUGGUAUAUUUUGGUAAAGGAAAAAAAUAUGUUAAUAACAAUGGAAGAACUUUAUAAAAAAAAAUAUUUACCAUUUCCCAAUGAAGAACGAAUAGAUAAAGUUGAAAUAAGUAUGGAAAAUAUAGAAACCGUUGUUCGAGAAAGGAACAAAGCUUAUCAUUUACUUGAGACUGGUACCUCGGGCGAGAGACCAGCUUAUGUCACAAAAAAUGCAAUUGGUUUACCAUUUGUUUAUCGUUUACGACAACACGUUAUUCCGAAAUUUAUGAAUACAAAAUGGAAAAAAGAACACGUACAUGCACACAGUGGUUAUGCAGUGAGAAAGUUCUUGAGAUUGUAUCACGAGAAAUUCCACAAUGAGAGGAGGAAAUUAAGAAACCGACAAGAAAAUCAAGUUGCGCUCAUUUUGCGCACAUUUCCCAAUCCCGAUAUGGAAGCAAUCAAAGCAAAAUAUCCCGGUGUUGAUAUAGCUCGAGUUGUAAGAAACAGAAAUAAAAAAUGUCGAGGACACUUUAUACCAACUUGGUGGGAUAUUUAUAAUCAGUAAACUACGGUAUUUAUAAAACAAAAAAAUUUAUUGACUACUAUGUAGUAACUGAUUUAUAUUUCAAAUAAAUUAUGAAUCUAA